Molecule: messenger RNA, 1245 nt
Organism: Aspergillus uvarum CBS 121591
Lineage: Eukaryota; Fungi; Ascomycota; Eurotiomycetes; Eurotiales; Aspergillaceae
Product: fungal specific transcription factor domain-containing protein
Exons: 2
Coding region: 1-1245 (414 amino acids)
Biological process (GO): positive regulation of transcription by RNA polymerase II; DNA-templated transcription
Molecular function (GO): DNA-binding transcription factor activity, RNA polymerase II-specific; sequence-specific DNA binding; zinc ion binding
Source: RefSeq, a predicted model, not a curated record
AUGGUCUACGCUUUGUAUAACCCCUCUUGCAACGUCAACAUCUGGAAUCUGAACUACCAGUGCCUGGCGAGCGUGAUAGACUUGGGAUUGCAACGCGAUGUUCGCGCAUCUCCGUCUUACCAGAUUUCGCUGUUCACCCAAGAGAUGCGGACACGGGUGUUCUGGGUGACGUACACAUUUGACCGCACAGUCUGCACCAUGAUGGGUCGUCCAAUCGGACUCAGGGACGAAGCGUGUGAGAUACGGUUCCCCCUGGACAUACCCGACAGCAACCUCAUGAACCGCACCGCCAACCAGCCCAUGUCGUUGGAAGCGCCCUCCCACAUGUCCUACUCAAUCCACCUCUUCAAACUGGCGCAGCUCAAUUCCGAAAUCAAGUACGUCAUGCACAGCAUCUGCCGCGACGCGCCCGCCUACGCAUACCCACCCGUGAAGGACAUCUUCGCCUGGCAACGGGACAUGAUGCGAUCUUUGCAGGAGUGGCAGUCCGCCGUGCCGCAGCCCCCACGGGACCAAGACACCGGGAUGACCGCGUACUGCCACGCCAAGUACCACGAGACGAUGGUGCUCCUCCUGCGGCCCAGCCCGGCGAUCCCCGCGCCCGCCCCGGAGAUGCUGGAUCUGUGCGUCCAGCACGCCUUCAUGCUGCUGCAGUGCUUCGGCGUUCUGUACGACGCCGGCCGACUGCUUUACAGCCGCCUGGCCGUGCACGCUGUCUUCCUGGGGACGCUCGUCCUCCUGCACGGGAUCUGGAAGCUGCCGGAGACGGCGACGCGGUUCCGCAUGGACGAACUGAUCCGCCGGCUCAACACUGCGCAGAGCAUCCUGAGCAGUAUCGGCGAGCACUGGGCGGAGGCCGCCAGCGCGCGGGACUGCAUCGCCCAGCUGUCUAACUUGACGGUGCAGCGGCUGCUCAAGAGCCAGGCGGGUCCGGGCGAGAUCGCGUCGUCGCCGAUGCGCCAUCGCCUGCGGGAUCCUGGCGUCCCGGCGGCCCAGCUGCAGCAUGUUGACCAGAGGAGUAGGGUCGUUCAGGGACAGAGCUCAACUUCUUACGAGGACGACCCCACGCUCUCAUGGCAGGCGGGGCUGCUGGGACAGCCUCCUACAGCUACUUCGUCUCCGCCGUCGGAGUUCUUGAACUUGUUCGAUGACCUGCUGCGGUGCGAUUUCGAGGGCUGGAGCGGGGUCUCGGAUCUAGAUGGGUUGAUUCGAGAGAUAUUCAGUAGCUCUCAGCAUGAGAGCUGA